Molecule: messenger RNA, 1563 nt
Organism: Homalodisca vitripennis (glassy-winged sharpshooter)
Lineage: Eukaryota; Metazoa; Arthropoda; Insecta; Hemiptera; Cicadellidae
Product: sensory neuron membrane protein 1-like
Exons: 11
Coding region: 4-1563 (519 amino acids)
Cellular component (GO): membrane; cytoplasm
Molecular function (GO): scavenger receptor activity
Source: RefSeq, a predicted model, not a curated record
GACAUGGGGUUUCUAAACAAACUCGCCAUAGCGGGUGUCAUAGUUGUUAUUUUGUCUUCAGUAGUUGGAUUCUGGGGUUUCUGGAAAUUCAUCACCUACAAACUAACUAGCAGCGUGAACUUGGCUCCAGACACCGACAUAAGGAAGGCAUGGGAGAAGGCGCCAAUAGCAAUCGACUUCAAGGUCUACAUCUUCAACAUAACAAACCCCUGGGAGGUGCACAAUGGUAGCAAACCCGUUCUUCAGGAGAUUGGACCUUUCGCCUUUUUUGAAUGGAAGGAGAAAGUGAACGUGGUGGAUCACAACGGCAACGACACUGUAUCAUUCAACAUGAAGAACACCUGGAUAUUCAACCCUGAAGGAAGCGGCGGUCUGACUAUGGACGAGAUUGUGGUUGUGCCCCACAUGGCAAUGCUGGGACUUGUGUACAUCGUGGAGAAGCGCAAGCCCGGCUCGCUGAGGGUUGUGAACAACGCUCUGCCCGCGCUAUACAACAGCCCCGAGACCGUCUUCCUGACCACCUCAGUGCGUGACCUCCUGUUCGACGGAAACGUCAUCAACUGCACUUCUACGGAGUUCGCUCCCUCAGCACUGUGCUCCGCCAUCCGCGCCCAGUCUGCCAGCCUCCACAAAGUCAGCGACGACAUCUUUAAAUUCUCCCUGUUUGGAGUUAAAAAUGGAACCCCAGAGGCAGGGACCUUUAAUGUCAAGCGUGGAACAGAAAACUACAAGGACGUGGGGCGAGUACUUCUGUACAACCACGAGCCCCAGCUGUACGUGUGGGACGGCUCGCAGUGUAACAAGUUAGAGGGUACAGAUUCUACCGUGUUUCCUGCUCUGCUUUCUCCACAGGACGACAUCGACGACAUCGUCUCCUUCUCCCCGGAUCUCUGCAGGUCGCUGGGAGCUAAAUAUCAGUAUUCGACCGAGUACCAGGGGUUCAGCGCCUACAGUUACACCGCCUCUCUGGGCGAUAUGGCCAACAACCCGGCAGAGCACUGCUUCUGUCCCACUGCCGACACUUGCCUCAAGAAAGGAGCUCUGGACCUUACAGAGUGCUUGGAGUCGCCAAUCAUAGUGACUCUCCCUCACUUCUACGACACCGACCCCUCCUACCUGGAGACUGUUGAGGGACUGCACCCUCGAGGCGAGCUCCAUCAGAUAUUCCUCAUCUUUGAGCCGAUUACUGGGACCCCCCUGUCUGCUAGGAAACGAUUGCAGUUCAACAUACACCUGCACGCGGUCAAGAAAGUCAAGAUUAUGAUCAACUUACCCGAUGCUUUACUGCCGAUAUUCUGGGUUGAAGAGGGUGUAGACUUGGAUCAGAAAUUUUUGGACAUCCUUGACAAGAGCCUAUUCCGGCCGCUGCGAUGGGUGUUUGGCGGUCGUUGGGUCUUCCUAACCCUCGGUCUGCUGAUGAUAGCCACAUCCUUUGUUAUAAGGUAUGCCAUGCGAAACAAUCUCAUGCCUACAUACUUUGACCAUGAGCCUGCCCCAACACGCCGUAAAACUCCUAGUCCUGCUCAAGUUAUGGAUUUAAGCCCAUCAUCUACAAAGUACUAG